UGCUUCAUAGGUGUUAACUACUAUUCUGUAGAAAAGAAACUACUCAAAGGUUGGGGUUGCUAUUUCGAGGAAGUCAGCAAAGUUUUCUUGAGGAGUGAGCCUACGACGAGAUGCCAAGAAUCCACUUUCCCAAAGUUUUCUCUCCACUACUUUUGUCGGCCACGAAGAAGCCUGUGUCAAUCAUAGAAUCAAAAUAAAGCCGUGGUGAAAAUAAGUCCACGUGUUAACGCUUAUGACAUACGAUUGUCCAUCGACGUGCUCACACCUACCCAGAAAAAAAUCAUGCCUCUUUGUGCCAGUAUAAAAAUAAAUCAAUAAGAUCUAAUGGUGAGCGACUACCUGAAAACACUACCAAAUCUUAAGCUAAUAGUCAUUGCUGAUUGUUAAACUCAAGAAUCUAAUGGCUUCUUCAACGACACCCAAUGGGAUUUAUGAUGUCUUCCUAAGUUUUAGAGGUACAGAUCUGCGCAAUAACUUCAUUGGUCAUCUCUACAAAGCUUUAAUCAGAAACGGAGUAUUCACUUUCAUCGAUAGUGAGGAACUAAGGAAGGGAGAUCAAAUAUCACAAGCGCUUAUGAAGGCCAUUGAAGAGUCAUGCAUCGCAAUCAUCGUUUUCUCGGACGAUUAUGCUUCCUCACGGUGGUGCUUGGAAGAGCUAGCGAAGAUUAUGGAAUGCAAGGAGCAAAAGGACCUGAUUGUUCUACCGGUGUUUUAUAAAGUGGACCCUAGAGAAGUUAGAGGGGGCAGAGAGAGUUAUGGGAGAGCUCUGGCCAAGCAUGAGUUCAAGUUUGGAAAGGAUUCGAAGGAAGUGACGAGAUGGAAGAAAGCUCUUUUCGAUGCUGGUAACUUGUCUGGGUGGCAUCUAGGUGAUGGGGAGAAUGUAUUGUAAAAGCCAUAGUGCUGGAGUCACUUGAGCCGAUAGACAUAUGUAUCAAUCCUGAUGCUUUUACAAAAAUGAGAAGGUUGAGAUUGCUCAUUU
Molecule: messenger RNA, 979 nt
Organism: Eucalyptus grandis
Lineage: Eukaryota; Viridiplantae; Streptophyta; Magnoliopsida; Myrtales; Myrtaceae
Product: TMV resistance protein N
Biological process (GO): signal transduction
Source: RefSeq, a predicted model, not a curated record